Molecule: messenger RNA, 2119 nt
Organism: Oncorhynchus keta (chum salmon)
Lineage: Eukaryota; Metazoa; Chordata; Actinopteri; Salmoniformes; Salmonidae
Gene: nab2
Product: NGFI-A binding protein 2 (EGR1 binding protein 2)
Exons: 7
Coding region: 574-2067 (497 amino acids)
Biological process (GO): negative regulation of DNA-templated transcription
Cellular component (GO): nucleus
Molecular function (GO): transcription coregulator activity; transcription factor binding
Source: RefSeq, a predicted model, not a curated record
CAUCUCCAAUUUGAAAGCCGCCUCUCUACCGGGAGAGGAAAGCUCUUUUUCGGUCAGAUGGCGUGCUGCAGUCCGCCCCCAGGUUUCUCGCACCCACACAACCAGCAAAAAGGCAGCCAGCAACCAAUACGGUUCGUCAGGGGAGGAUAUCUGCUAACGAAUCCAGACGAGUUACGAUAUGCUCAGGGAUUUAGCUGAUGACAACACCACUCCGAAGCGAGAAAGAACACGAUUGUACAGGGAAAGAGAGCGAUUAUACAAAUCAAUGUAAGGUAUUUACAAUAGGCUGUGUACAAUAGCUCUGUUGAUCACAGUUUCUUCUUUUUUUUGUCUCAGCCCUUUCAUUGAUAACAAUUUAACGGGAUUGGAUGGGACUUUCGACAAGGUUAAAAGUGAGAUAACCAUAAGGCUUUUGCUCAUUUACCUUUAACAUUCAAUAAUCGAGCCUAUUACGAGGCGGCACAUAUUGCGCGAAAACUGGAUUCUGUUGCUGGAGACACCACUCGGUCACUCAGUGAGCGCGGGUCCCCUCUGCCAAUCCAGCCGUCGGACGACGUGGACGAGUCCUGCGCCAUGUCUCUGCCACGCACGCUGGGCGAGCUGCAACUGUACCGGGUGCUACAGAGGGCCAACCUGCUGGCCUACUACGACACCUUCAUCCAGCAGGGUGGCGACGACGUGCAGCAGCUUUGUGAGGCUGCAGAGGAUGAGUUCUUGGAAAUCAUGGCGCUGGUCGGCAUGGCGACCAAGCCACUGCACGUGCGCCGUCUGCAGAAGGCCCUCCGCGACUGGGCGGCCAACCCAGCCCUCUUCAACCAGCCCCUGGCCAACGUACCCCUGGGGGGAAUCCCUCUGUUCAAGGUUGAUGGGAUGGGUGCUAGCGGGACUGCUGCCGGAGGACUCAGGAAGUCCCUGAGCAACGGGCAGCCGGGGUCACCGUGUGACAGAGAGGACAGGGCAUGCCUCACCCCUAUGCACAGUGGGAGCCCCAGAAGCCCCUGCUCCCAGGCCUCACCGCAGCCCCAGGACACACACUACAGGGACAAGCUGUCCCCAAUGGACCCCCACUGGCUCAGCCCUGAACAGGACGGGAACAGCGCCUCAGCCUCAGGGGUGGACGAGGAGCAGCCCAGCCCACCUCUGCUCCCCCCUCGUCCCCCAGGUCCCUCCACGCCCCCGGCCUCCUCCUCAUCUCUCUCCCCGGCAGCCCUCUCGGCCUGGCCCGGGGGCCAGCUGGAUGGGGAGACGGCGCAGGCAGUGGGGGAGAGCGUGGACAGGCUCCUGAGGACCCUACCCAGGUCAGACCCCAGAGAGGUGAAGACACUGCUGAGGAUGAACAAGAAGAUGGCCAAGACUGUGGGCCACAUCUUCAAGAUGGCACCCCAGGAUGUGGCCAAAGAGGAGGAGAUCCGUAAGUACAGCCUCAUCUACGGCCGCUUCGACUCCAAAAGGAGGGAGGGCAAGCAGCUCACACAUCACGAGCUGAUCAUCAAUGAAGCGGCUGCACAGUUCUGUAUGCGUGACAACGCUCUGCUUCUUAGACGGGUAGAGCUAUUCUCAUUGGCUAGACAGGUGGCGAGAGAAUGUGCCUACACCUCCACACUCAAGCAUGCCAGAUCAGGUGCAGAUGACUGCAGCUUACCAUCCCAAAAGAGAAUAAAAAAUGAGGUGAUAGUGUCAGAGUGUGUGUCCUCCCUCCAUGGUGUUGAGGGGUCAGAGGGCGUGUCCCAGAGGGCUGACGAGGACAGCCUAUCAGGAGAGAGUCUUGACAGCCUAACACAAGACGUAGGCUCACAGUGCAACCAAUCUCCAUCACCCCGCCCCCCCACCGACACCUCCAUACCUGCCAACUGGAAUCGCCAACUCAUGCAACAAACGCUCAUGGAUGAGGGGCUGCGAUUGGCUAGGAUGGUGUCACAUGACCGUGCUGGCAAGGUCAGCCUUAGGUCAGAGGGGACACACACCACAGACUUUGAGGCUAAGGCGGAGAGGAGGAGCUCAGUAGCAGUGUGCAGGAGCAGCAGCCCUGGCAGCACCAAAGAUGACUCGGACCAAGGGGGAAAGUAGUGAAACCAACCACUCAUCAUCCUGAGAACCCAUCAACAACCCUGCUUCUCAU